GACUUCACCUCUUAACACAUUACAAAUAUGUUUGUUUCCAUCAAAUGCAGUUUGAAGCUUAUGCACUAAGCAGGUGCCGUUAGUGACAUUUAGUGUCCAUUAGGCACUUAGUGUGUCACACCUGUGGAGAAGGGAUUCUAAUCCUGAUGACACAGACUGUUCCAUGUCUAACGACCCCUAUAAAAGGGACUCAUGAUUAUUCCCACCACAGUGUAUGAAGGAAUAUACAGAACGGAGAAACUUUCUUUCCAGCUCCCAUGGAUCUUAGCAACAGAACGGUUGUGCAGGUGGUGGUGUUGGCGUUGGUAGCUCAGGUCACUCUCUCUCAGCACUGGUCGUAUGGCUGGCUACCUGGAGGGAAGAGAAGUGUAGGGGAGCUGGAGGCCACCAUCAAGAUGAUGGACACAGGAGGUGUAGUGGCUCUUCCUGAGGAGACAAGUGCCCAUGUCUCAGAGAGGCUGAGACCAUAUGAUGUAAUAUUGAAGAAAUGGAUGCCCCAUAAAUAAAGAACUGUGAGACCAUUAUUCACAAAAGAAGCAAGAAGACAACAUCAAGCAGACAUUCAGCAUCACUAUCAACAUCAAUGAUGGAGCAACUACAGUUCUGUCCAUUUCCAACAAACAUCACAUUUAGAUUGAUGUUAUUUACUUGAAGUAUAACACUUUAACCUUCUGUAAAAUUGUAAUAAAGAGUGAUUCAAAAAGA
This is a messenger RNA of Salmo salar (Atlantic salmon), 705 nucleotides long. The record is from RefSeq and is a predicted model, not a curated record. Lineage: Eukaryota; Metazoa; Chordata; Actinopteri; Salmoniformes; Salmonidae.